AUGAAUUCCACCUUUGGCAAAACGUUUCUCUUUCUCACGAACCUCGCGUGGAAGAGUCGGGUCUCACUGCCGGUGCUCAUAACGGCCGGUUUCAUGAUACUGAACUUUCGCUGGGAGGUCGAGAUCAACAUCCACACCGAGCGGAUCGCCAUCCAGGGCGUGGAUGAUGGGCGGGGUGGUGGAGGAGGCGGCGGUGCCAAUCGGGUUGCCGGCGUGGCCGCGAUCGAUUACAGCCUGGAGGAGUCGUGGGAAAGUACCGACGAGGACGAGGACGACGAUGAGUACGACGAGGACGAGGAAACGGAGUACGAUUCCGAGGGGGAUGAUGAAGAUCUGUCCACGGAUGACGAGUUGAGGCGGAUAUCGUUGGUUACGUUUUGA
This is a messenger RNA of Culex pipiens pallens (northern house mosquito), 381 nucleotides long. Its product is annotated as zinc finger protein AEBP2-like. The record is from RefSeq and is a predicted model, not a curated record. The transcript has a single exon. The coding region runs from base 1 to 381 and encodes 126 amino acids. NCBI's taxonomy places the organism in Eukaryota, Metazoa, Arthropoda, Insecta, Diptera, Culicidae.